UAUAACUUGUGUUUAUCUUGUCAGUUUUAUACAUGAUAAUUUGAUAACGCAAUAUUUAAAAUUUAUCAUUCGUUUAAGUAAAAUUAUAAUAUUAAUUGAAAUAUUUUGUGUUUUUUAUACUAAAUCAAAGAAUUUAGUUAAGUUUACUUUGGCGUCAUCAAAAUGACAGAUGCUGGUGAAGGGACACUUUUUGUAGUUGAUGAAGUGAGUGAUAUUAUUAAGGAUUCUAUUGAACAUGUAAUUGGAAGUCAGUUAUAUCAACAAAAUAUGGUUAAUAAAUGGACAGAUUCAGUUGUAGAAAAUUGUCUUACAAGGCUUUGUAAACUUGCUAAACCUUUUAAAUAUAUUGUAACGUGUGCCAUAAUGCAGAAAAAUGGAGCAGGAUUUCAUUCAGCUAGUUCAUGUUACUGGGAUAAUUUAACUGAUGGUAGUUGUACAGUAAGAUGGGAAAAUAAAACUAUGUAUGUCAUAGUAUCUGUUUUUGGACUUGCAAUUUAAACAUUAUUAUUUAUCAGCUACAGUAAAAUAUUGUCCUUAAUUAAAGCUUCUCCAAUAUUAAGUAUUAUAAAUAUGAACUACAAACCAAG
Messenger RNA from Daktulosphaira vitifoliae (grape phylloxera), 587 nucleotides. RefSeq names its product dynein light chain Tctex-type 1 (gene Dlc90F). The coding region runs from base 163 to 498 and encodes 111 amino acids. The record is from RefSeq and is a predicted model, not a curated record. Gene Ontology annotation, cellular component: cytoplasm; cytoplasmic dynein complex. Gene Ontology annotation, molecular function: dynein intermediate chain binding. The transcript is spliced from 3 exons. Gene Ontology annotation, biological process: microtubule-based movement. Lineage: Eukaryota; Metazoa; Arthropoda; Insecta; Hemiptera; Phylloxeridae.